Messenger RNA from Suncus etruscus (white-toothed pygmy shrew), 4436 nucleotides. RefSeq names its product ankyrin repeat domain 27 (gene ANKRD27). Bases 148 to 3273 code for a protein of 1041 amino acids. Gene Ontology annotation, biological process: neuron projection morphogenesis; early endosome to late endosome transport. The transcript is spliced from 29 exons. Lineage: Eukaryota; Metazoa; Chordata; Mammalia; Eulipotyphla; Soricidae. Gene Ontology annotation, cellular component: late endosome; neuron projection; transport vesicle. The record is from RefSeq and is a predicted model, not a curated record. Gene Ontology annotation, molecular function: SNARE binding; guanyl-nucleotide exchange factor activity.
GUCGUCGCGCUGGGCUAAGUGGGCGCUGAGGUCCAAGCGGAGGAGCCGGGAGGUGUCGCAGCAGCUCAGCUCGGGGCAAAAGCCUGGGAGUGGAACUAACUAUGUGUCACCUUUCCAGAGACUCACUUCGCCCCCUCUGAUGUCCAUAUGGCUAUGUACGAUGAAGAUCUCAUGAAAAAUCCUUUUUAUUUGGCUCUUCAGAAGUGGCGUCCAGACUUGUGUCACAAGGUGGCUCAAAUCCAUGGCAUUGUCCUGGUUCCCUGCAAAGGAAGCCUGCCGGGCAGUGUCCCGUCCAGCUGUCAGUUCGACUCCUAUAUUUUGGUGCCCGGGGAGGAGCACUUUCAGACUUUCAGUGGGAAGGAGGUCCUUAUUCAAGGAAACAGAAUUAAACUCGGAGCUGGUUUUGCCUGUCCUCUCUCGGUGCCCAUUCUCUUCGAAGAAACUUUCUACAAUGAGAAAGAAGAGAGCUUCAGCAUUUUGUGCAUCGCCCAUCCCCUGGAAAAGAGGAAGAGUUCAGAAGAGCCUUCAGCACCCUCGGAUCCUUUCUCCCUGAAAACCAUGGAAGACGUGCGAGAGUUUUUAGGGAGACACUCUGAGCGGUUUGACCGGAGCAUCGCCUCCUUCCAGCGCACGUUCCGGGAGUGUGAGCGGAAAAGCCUGCGGCACCACAUAGACUCGGUGAAUGCCCUCUACACCAAAUGCCUGCGGCAGCUUCUCCGGGACUCACACCUGAAAGUGCUCGCCAAACAGGAGGUGCAUAUGGCCUUGAUGAAGCAGGCCGUGGAGAUGUACGUCCAUAAUGAUAUCUACGACCUGAUCUUUAAAUAUGUGGGGACCAUGGAGGCGAGCGAGGACGCCGCCUUUAAUAAAAUCACAAGGAGCCUCCAAGACCUUCAGCAGAGAGAUAUCGGUGUGAAGCCCGAGUUCAGUUUCAACAUACCCCGGGCGAAGCGGGAACUGGCCCAACUGAACAAAUGCACAUCCCCACUACAGAAGCUGAUGUGUUUGCGAAAGGUGGUGCAACUGAUCACACAGUCUCCGAGCCAGAGAGUUAACCUUGAGACUGUGUGUGCGGAUGAUCUGCUCUCAGUGCUGUUAUAUUUGCUUGUGAAAACAGAGAUCCCUAAUUGGAUGGCAAACUUGAGUUAUAUCAAAAACUUCAGAUUUAGCAGCUCAGCCAAAGAUGAAUUGGGAUACUGCCUGACCUCGGUUGAGGCUGCAAUUGAAUAUAUUCGGCAGGGAAGCCUCUCUGUUAGACCUCCGGAGUCGGAGGGGUACGGGGACAGAGGGCUCCUUAAACAGAGGAUGAGUCUGCUGUCUCAGAUGAUGUCCACUCCCAUUGACUGCCUGUUCAAGCACAUUGCAGCGGGAGACCAGAAGGAAGUGGAGCGGCUUCUGAGUCAGGGAGACCAGGAUCGAGACACUGUCCAGAAAAUGUGCCACCCACUGUGCUUCUGUGACGACUGUGAGAAGCUUGUGUCUGGGAAGCUAAAUGACCCCUCAGUCGUCACUCCGAUCUCCAGAGAUGACCAGGGUCAGACGCCACUCCAUGUGGCCGCCCUCUGUGGGCAGGCGACCCUCAUCGACCUUCUGGUGUCCAGAGGUGCCGUGGUCAAUGCCACUGACUAUCACGGGGCCACGCCGCUCCACCUCGCCUGUCGGAAGGGCCACCAGAGUGUGACACUUCUGCUGCUGCACUACAAGGCGGGCCCCGAGAUGCCAGACAACAAUGGCAACACCCCUCUGCACCUGGCCUGCACAUACGGGCACGAAGAUUGUGUGAAGGCUUUGGUGUAUUAUGAUGUGCAGUCGUGCAGACUGGAUAUUUGCAAUGAGAAAGGAGACACCCCCCUGCACAUCGCUGCCCGCUGGGGCUACCACGGCAUCAUAGAGACAUUGCUGCAGAAUGGUGCGUCCACAGAGAUCCAGAACAGACUCAAAGAAACACCGCUCACCUGUGCAUUGAACUCAAAGGUUCUGGCCUCGAUGGAAGCCCGGCGCCCGGCCUUGGAGAAGAGGCGGACUUCUUCUGAGGUCUUUUCGCAGCAAACUCCACCUUCCGCAGACUCCAUCAGCCUGAGCUCUUCCACCUCUAGCUUCUCCUCCACAUCAGCGAGCUCUAGACAGGACGAGCCCGGGAAGGAUUACAGAGAGGUAGAAAAACUUUUAAGAGCAGUCGCUGAUGGAGACCUAGAAAUGGUUCGUUACCUUUUGGAAUGGACAGAGGAAGACCUGAAUGAGGCGGAGGAGGAUGUUGGCAGCACAGCAGGGUUGGACUUGUGUCAUCCUUUAUGCCAGUGCCCCAGAUGUGCCCCUUUCCAGAAGAAGCCCGCAAAGAUUCCCGCCAGUGGACUUAGUGUAAAUGUGACCAACCAGGAUGGCUCCUCCCCACUGCAUGUGGCUGCCCUGCACGGUCGGACCGACCUUGUCCCCCUCCUGUUGAAGCAUGGUGCCAAUGUGGGUGCCAGGAACACCAACCAAGCUGUCCCGCUCCACCUGGCCUGCCAGAAGGGCCACUUUCAGGUGGUGAAAUACCUCUUAGAUUCCCACGCAAAGCCCAAUAAGAAGGAUCUCCGUGGAAAUACUCCCCUCAUUUAUGCUUGCUCUGGUGGCCACCAUGAAGUCGCAGCACUGUUGCUGCAGCAUGGGGCCUCCAUCAACACGUCCAACAACAAGGGCAACACAGCGCUGCAUGAGGCUGUGAUGGAGAAGCGGGUGCUGGUGGUGGAGCUGCUGCUGCUGCACGGAGCCUCAGUUCAGGUGGUGAACAAGAGGCAGCGCACUGCCCUGGACUGUGCCGAGCAGAAUUCAAAAAUAAUGGAAUUACUUCAGGUAGUACCAAGCUGUGUGGCCACGUUAGAUGAUGUUGGUGAAACAGACCACAAGGAGUACGUCACAGUUAAGAUCAGGAAAAAAUGGAACUCUAAAAUGUACGAUCUGCCUGAUGAACCUUUUUCAAGACAGUUUUACUUUGUCCAUCCAGUUGGUCAGUUGAAUUCCAGGGGGAAAAGUUCAAGAGAGAUCAUGACAAGAGAUAGAAGUGUCCCUAAUUUUACUGAGGAUGCUUUGCAUGAGGCAGAGUUUCCAAGAGGCCCAUCAAAACAAAAGAACCUACCAGACCAGAGCCAAGCUCAGACUGCCGACCAAAGCAGUAGCGGGACAGCAGUGAAACACGGCACCCCCAGAAACAGGCACAUGCUCCGGAGACACACGCUCAACGAGGCUGUGGCCAAGGGCCCUAUGGAGGCUGGCGUUUCCCAGACUGAUCAGUGAGACAGAGUCUGCCACAGGAUGUGAGCAUGAGCACAGCUUAGAAUCAAAACAUCAUUAAAAAAAAAAAAAAACUGGCUUGAGAGAUGGACUUUCAGAAAGUUCCUGACAGCUUUUCUUUGACCAAGGGAAGAAAUGCAACGAUGACUACACUUGACAAGAAGUGAACAAAAAUUCCAGGGGCAGGCAUGAUAGUAUUUUUGCCUUGCAUGAGGCUGACUGGGAUUUAGUCCCUGGCAUACCAUAUUACUCCCAGCAGCACCAGGAGUAACCCCUAAGCAUCGCCAAGUGUGGCCCCCAAAUAACAAGAAUUCCAAGGCCAUCCAGACCCUUCUGAUGGACUGUGUUUCCCUUUGUGUUAGGGCUCCUUGGCUAUAGUGGCUUUCUGUCGCCAGAUCCUGACCUCAUGUAAGCUGUUAACCUUCUGUGAUGUGUGGAAGUUAGCAAAUAACACACAAAAAGAAUUGUCCCAUCUGAGAUAUGCUGAAGCGAAGCCAUUUAGGUCUAAUAGUAUAGUGGAGGCAGGACAGAGGUGUCAGACUGAAGUGAAGAAAAUAGGGCCUGGAAAAGUCCUUUGCAAAGCUGCACUUGAACCAAAGAUGCCUGCCUGGAAUGCCAUUUUCACAUUCAUUUUGGAUAAAGAGGUUAGGCCUGUCCUAAUCCACUUAUGGGAAAAAGUAGGUUAAUCUCUCUUCCAACAAAAUAGACAUAUUUGUCACUGCACAUGUCCCAGUAGCAGUGUCUCUAGAAAUAUCCUUUUCUGUUAAGAAGCUCCCUAAAACAUCACCCCUGAUGGUCACUGAGUGGAUCUGGCACAACUUUUCUUAGUCUCUUGAUUCAGAUUCAAUACUUACAGCACAAACCAGGUCAGAUUACUUUAAGUUAAAAUUUCUUGCAUUUAUUCCUUUUUAUAAAUUUCUACAGAUUAUACUGUUAUUUUUUUAUGUUACCAGUUGGCCUAGAGCUGCAGACAGGGUUUGUCUGAGUACAUUUCCAAAUAACUUUGUAAUAGGGAAAUGGUUUUGUGCAUGUUCUUGGAAAUAACUUGUGUAUGUACAGAAGGGAGGGGCUCAUUAUUUUUCUACAAAGUAAUUUAUGAUUUCUAAUUUUUGAAUGUGCCUUGGAUAUGUGCCAAAUGAUGGAAAAGAAACAGUAAAUUUUAUGAU